This is a messenger RNA of Trichomonas vaginalis G3, 498 nucleotides long. RefSeq lists its product as uncharacterized. The transcript has a single exon. The record is from RefSeq and is a predicted model, not a curated record. Bases 1 to 498 code for a protein of 165 amino acids. Lineage: Eukaryota; Parabasalia; Trichomonadida; Trichomonadidae.
AUGUUCAGUGUGUUGGGUUUUAUCAAUGAUCAUUUUAAAGUAAAUUAUACAUAUAACUUUUUAUUUCGAUUUGAAAAAGAAUAUCCUUCUGAGUUCGAUUUUAUAAACCAAAGUACUCAUCCUCUUUAUUCUAACAUAUCUGCUAAUGUAAGUGUUGAAGCUGUCUCUCCAGAUUGUGGUACCAAUCUUACACUAAUUGGCGCUUUAAAUGGAAUAGCUUUAUCUAGCAGCAACAAAACUCUUAUUGAUGGAAGUAUUAAUCAUGGAUAUUGGUAUUUUGCAAUUGGCGCAAAUACAUAUUAUAAAGUCAGCGGAACUAUUACUGGACCAAUUUGCAAAGUUGAUAAAGGUGUAACAAGUGUUGACCUAUGGCUCCAAUACACUGAUGACAUCAUUUUCCAAAUGCUUCCAAAUUUAGAAAUACCUUCAGUCCCAAAAUGUAAUAGCUAUCAUUUACUCUCUAAUUUGCAUGUAUUUAUUCUUAUGCUUUUGGAAUAA